Messenger RNA from Scaptodrosophila lebanonensis, 727 nucleotides. Its product is annotated as S-phase kinase-associated protein 1. Gene Ontology annotation, cellular component: cytoplasm; nucleus. Lineage: Eukaryota; Metazoa; Arthropoda; Insecta; Diptera; Drosophilidae. The transcript has 2 exons. Bases 51 to 533 code for a protein of 160 amino acids. Gene Ontology annotation, biological process: SCF-dependent proteasomal ubiquitin-dependent protein catabolic process. Gene Ontology annotation, molecular function: cullin family protein binding. The record is from RefSeq and is a predicted model, not a curated record.
AAACGUUGUGCGCAUUGUAAGCAUACAGAUUCAACGUAAGGGACAACAAAAUGAUAAUAAAAUUGGAAUCUGCUGAUAAAGUGAUCUUCGAAUCGGACGUUUCAAUUGCCAACCAUUCGGAGACAAUAAAGACGGCACUUGAGGAUCUGGGUGAUGAGGUGGAUGGCAGCGUAGUGCCACUUCCAAAUGUGAAUUCUGCCAUUUUACGCAAAGUACUGCACUGGGCCACCUUCCAUAAGGACGAUCCGGAAGCAGCUGAGGAAAUAGAGAACAAGGAAAAACGAACAGAUGAUAUUUCCUCAUGGGAUGCCGACUUCCUCAAAGUCGAUCAAGGCACUCUAUUUGAGCUAAUGCUGGCCGCGGACUAUCUGGGCAUCAAGGGCCUGUUAGAUGUCACCUGCAAGACGGUGGCCAAUAUGAUUAAAGGCAGAUCUCCGCAGGACAUACGCGAAACUUUUGCAAUUCCCAAUGACUUUUCACCGGCCGAGGAAGAGCAGGUGCGCAAGGAGAACGAGUGGUGCGAGGAGAAAUGAAUAGUUUACUUGAAACAAACAAACUGUAGCAUAGCCACAGUUCAUCAAUACCUUAUGCCCACUGUGACAAGCGACGAAGGAGCUUCAUUCAUUCACUACAAAACACACGUUUUUUAAGACAAUGAUAUUUAUGUUAUAAUAAUGUUAGAAAAUCCAAUCUAUGUUAUCAAUAAAUUAUUUUCUGCAUAAUUAAA